AUUUCUGCAAUGAGACACUGACAUUUUGGUCGUAUAUGUAUUUUACCUCUUGGCGAUUGAAUUUGUAUGUUCCGUGUUUCUAAAUAAAACCAAAAAAAUCAAGAGACUUCAUCAGCGUGGACAGAUAUGAAUAUAAAAUAGAUAAGCUAGUGUACAGUCGCAUCCCGGCCAAACCAUUUUACAAAACAUUUGCAAAAAGAACAGAUUAAAAAAAUACAAGACAAGCAAUUUUCACCCAUUAAAGGUUAAUCACUGUUCCCUUUUUGUGGCUGGAAGGCGUAUGCAAAGACAGUAAGAUUUUGUCUGCGCUUGUUUUGCACUGAGGAUGAGCAGCCCUGCAAACACACCCAAACCAACUGACCCCUUUGACAUGUUAUGGAUGCAACUACAGGAAUGCCAUCAAAAAAGACUUCAAGAACUUGAGGAAAAAGUGUGCAAGUUGAAAAACGAACGUCGCCUGGAUGCAGAAAGUCUUCAACUGUUUUAUACACGUAACCAGGAGAUGAAAGAACAAAUCAAAACUCUACAAGAUGCCAAUAGUCUAUUGGAGGACAGGCUGCAAACUAAAGAAUGCGAUCGAUGUGCAAUCUUGGAGGAGAACUUGAAAAAAUGCCAAGAUCAUAGCGAGCGGACCCUAACCAAUCUGAGGUAUGAAAGGAACUGCCUGGAGGAUGAAAACCGCAAACUUCUCAGUGAGCUGCAAAUAAUAAAGAGCUCCAAAUCGCAGGUGGCCCACCACCCAGGGCAUGAAGAUGGUGUCAUCCCAGACUCCCCAGUCCUGGUCAACUCAUUUACCGUAACUAACAAACUGAAGAAACGUAAAUACCUGGACAACAGCAAACAUGUUCACGAUGCACGGAAUUCCUCAAUCAAGUGUAACAGAUCACUUUUCAAAGUUCAAGAAUCAAGCGACACUGCAAAAAACCCUAAAAGAGCACAAGUACUUGUUCCUAACACGUGUGUAAUGGACGCGUCCCAGAUUCCUGGAGAGGAGGAGAUUGGAGGAGAAGUGAUAGCAGACACAUGUGGCCUUGAACUUGUCAACACAUCUCACAUGAAAAACACAGCUGCAGGUCAGCGUUAUAGCUCGAAAUCGUCCUUGUCUGAUAUUUGUCUAAAGCCUCACCGUAUUUCUUCACCGUCCACGGCCAUCUACAGUCCAGACUCGACCACAGCAAAGUCAUCAUUUCAUCGUCCUCACUGUGAAAAGUUGAAUGAUGUUGACUCACUUGUCAAAGUAAAAUGGACGAAGGAAGACGAUGUUCCAAAAGAGCUGGAAGAGGGCAAAACAUGCGACUCCCGAAAUGGGAAGAAAUUGGACACCAAAGUGGUUCUCAACCAAACGCGAGGUGUUGACUGUGGAAGUCCAGCUUUCAAGAAGCCAGACGUAGCACCCAAAGGACAAGCGCACUACAAACAAAAGAAGCCCAAGUUCCACAAUGUUCCAAGCAAACCAGCUCAUCCAGAUGAUGGAAGGAAUCAAAGAGUGGAAAACAUGUGGAGCAUUGACCCUGGGCUGGCGCUCUCCAUGUAUGACAUUGAGGAAGAUGCACAUGAGGAACAACCCUUUGAAGAAUUACUUGACACUGACUGCACUAUGAUCAGUCACAGCUUACUCCAAGGUCGCGUUGAAGAAGAUCAGCACGAACACGUAUUUUCCGACCAAGGAAUUGGUGACAAGGCGAACGACAGUCUGGAUCGAAUGUUUGAUGCGACUGCCCAUGAGGAGUACAUAUCUUACAACUGUACACAAGUUGGCAAUCGUCCCUGUAUGGAGGAGGAGGAAGAGGAGGAGGAGGAAGAAGAUGAUGAACAAGAGGCUCCAGAAAACUCUCCACGAGUGCGCAAAAUGCAACAUCCAACGUUUGCACAUGUGGCAGUGGUCCGCAAGAAAGAUGAAAGAAGAAAACUGAAAGGCACCACUUGCAAAGAAUGCGAAGUUUAUUACACCCAUCUCCCAGAGGAAGAGAAACAGAGGAAGCUGUCUGAAUGCUCUCGGCACCGCCAUCGCUUCAUUCCUCCUAGCACGCCGGAGAACUUCUGGGAAGUUGGAUUCCCGUCAACUCAGACAUGCAUCGAAAGAGGUUAUAUUAAGGAGGAGAAGAUCCCGCAGUCUCGUUUAAGGAGAAAACAGCCUUUGACUGCUCUCUUUUCUCCAAAGAGUUGCCAGCAGAAGAGCUAAGCACAAAACUAGUUAAUGUCAAAAUUGCACCAAGGAGUUCAAUGCACUUCUUGGUUUGUAUGUACCAUUGACCAUAUCAUUAUUAAUGAUUCCCCUCCCCUCUGUCACACACACACUGUAUAAAUAAAAAAUGUCCAGUGAAAU
Molecule: messenger RNA, 2326 nt
Organism: Syngnathoides biaculeatus (alligator pipefish)
Lineage: Eukaryota; Metazoa; Chordata; Actinopteri; Syngnathiformes; Syngnathidae
Gene: rbbp8
Product: retinoblastoma binding protein 8
Exons: 19
Coding region: 326-2182 (618 amino acids)
Biological process (GO): DNA double-strand break processing involved in repair via single-strand annealing; double-strand break repair via homologous recombination
Cellular component (GO): site of double-strand break
Molecular function (GO): flap-structured DNA binding; double-strand/single-strand DNA junction binding; damaged DNA binding
Source: RefSeq, a predicted model, not a curated record